AAUUAUUAAAUGUCAUUUUUUGAAUAAUAAGGCUAAGAGUUAUAGAUUAGGAAAGCAGACUUAGAUGAUUACGAUGAAAUAAUGUAAUUAAUGUAAGAGGAAGGUGAGGAAGACUUACAAUAACUUUAUGCAUAUCCAAAGAUUCUAACAUUAUUUGAGAGAUCUUAUUUGUCAGUGACAGUGCUUGAUUCCUAGAAUAGUAUAAUAGGAAAUGCAGUGUUUAAUGAUUGUCCAUAAGGAGUGACAGGAUAAGUGGAUUUUAAGCACGAGAAUUUAUGGGAAUAGUGGAUUCAUGAUGGAUGGGACUUAGGGUUUCAUGUCAGUUCAUUUAACUGUCUAUGGAUGACAUUCUUUUUUCUUGGUAAUGAUUGAUUAUUAAAAAUUAGCUAAGAAGCGAUUUUAAUUGAAUGAAGAACAACAGUUACAGAUCACAAAACAAAUCUUUCAGAAAGUAUAUGAUUAUUUGAAUGUGGUUAAUGGUAUUUUCUUUUUAAGGAGAAGUGAGGCUAUUGAUGCUACUUAAUAGGAAUUGGAUAUUGCAUUAGUAAAUUUAUUUGAAGUGUUACCGAAGAGAUAAGAUUUUAAAUUGAAAGUAUAGAAUUUAUUAUGAAUAUAUAAUAGUUUAUGUAAGGAGUAAAUUAGAAUUGUGAGAUAUACUAUUCUGCAUCUUCAAUGGUAACUGAAUUAUUAGAAAUUCGUAUGGCUAGAGAAGAAGAUCAUGAUGAUUUAGCUGCCAUAUUUAAUCGUUAAUCAGAUGUACAUACUGAAGAAUUUGGUGAAUUCUUUAUUGCUGAUUUGAUUGCAACAUAGAAUCAGACUAGAAGAUAAGCAAGGAAUUAUAGAAGUGAUGGAAAAGCAAUAGUAGGACAAGUAGGAGAUAAGGCAGUUGGAUUGAUGAGUAUUUCUAGUGAUAUUGAGUAAGAACCUUCCUCUAAAGUAGUUAUCGUCUACUAGGUUAAUGUUUUGAUUUGGAAGUGUUUGACAAUCUAUACAAAUCAGAAUAUAUGGAAGCCAUUAGAAAUAGACUAGAUCAAUUAGCACUUGAGGAAUAAAUCAAUAAAUAAAUUGUCACAUAUAAAAAACACAUUGAAUUAACUAAAGAAGCUAUGAAAUGCCAUAUUAUAGGAUAAAGAUUAUAUUUAUAAUAAUAUUGUUUUGAUAGAGAUUAAGAUAUCAAAUAAAAGAUUGAUGAUUAUGGGUAGGAAGAUUUAGCUAAAACACUUACUUAAUAGGUAGUUUCGAAUAUGAUAAAUACUUGGUUAAAAGAUUAUUAAGUAUUUAAACCUAGUGAUUUAUUUUUGGAAUAUCCUGAUUAAUUUAAAGAUUUAGAAUGCAUUACUAUUAAACCUAUUUAAGUUUUAUUAGAAGCUCUUGAAUUCUUUGGAUUACCUAAAGGAUAUAUGAAUGGAGAAGGUCAUUGGAAAGAUUGGGCAAAAAAGAAAGAAGAAGAAUAAAAAGCACUCUCUCUUAAGAGACCUAAACGUUAAUAAAAGAAAACUAAUAAAAAAGCAAAAAAAGAAGAUAAAGAUGAAGAUAUCUUCAAACCACCUCCCUAUUUUGAUUUAGGACCUUUUUUAUAAGCUUUUACUAAAUUUACUUCAGUUUCAGCUGAAACUAGAACAUAGUUCAGAAAAUAAAUUGAAUCAAGACUUAAAGAAUUAAUCAUGGAAUUUUGUACAGAAAAUGGAGAAAUGGAUCCUAGUAGACAUAUUGAUUUAAUUGAAUUUCCUGAAGUCUUAAGAAAUAAAGGAUUCGAUAUAGGAGCACCUAUGGGAGAGAACCUUGCAUUUAUUCUUGAAUGUUUUGGGGAAUUAGAAGUUGAUAAUAGAAUUGUUUAAAAAAUUAAAGAAGAAAAAGAUGCAAAAAAAAAAGAUGCUAAUCUUAAAAAAGUUGGAGAUGAUGCUCCUAAACCUGUUGAUGUUUUAUAAAAAAUGACUUCUUAUAGUGAAUUUAUUGGAGCCAUUUAAAAACUUAAAAUUUAUGAUUAAAUGAUGUGUAGAUUAUAAUUAGUUCGAUCAAAUACAUUAUAGAAUGAAGUUGAAGAUAUUAUUUUAGAAGAAUAAAAUAAAAUUAAUAAUCUUGAAAAAUCUAAAGAUAUUUAAAGAAAUUAAACAUAAUUUGAUGAACAUGUUUCAUAAAUUCAAUCUAUUGAUUAACUUCCAGAAGUACCUAAAGCUGCUUAAAAUGCGGUUGUUAUUAAUCUUUUUUGUAUAGAUGAAAGAUUUGAAUCAAGAUCUCUUGAUUUUGUAGAAAGAGCCUUUGAACUAUUUCCUGACAGAGAGUAUCUGAUAUUAACAUAACCAUAUACAGUUUAAGAAACUACUUUAUUAUCACAUUUUCUAUAAGUAUAAAGAAAGAAGCAUUCAACUUUUGAACAUGUUCUUUAUAUUUUCCAUAGAAAUAGUCUAGAUUCUCAUUUAAUUGAAUUAAGAAAAUUUAAUUAAAAUGAAUGGAAUUAAUGUCAAUUCUUAGUAGAUAAUCUUUUGGGAAAAGAAAAUAUUGAAAAAGAUAUUAGAAAUGUAAAUGAAAAUGAAACAUUUGUUGUCUAUUGCAAAGAUGAGAUUAUUGGAUUAUAUUGUAUGAAAAAGUAUGUAAAUCUAUAAUAUUUGAAAUCUCAUUUCUGUAUAUAAGAUCAUAUACUAAUUAAGGAACAUCCCAAACAUUUACAUACUAGAUUAUUACAUGGUAUUUUGAAUCCAUUAUUUGCAAAAUAAACAAGAUUUAUUUUAAGAGAGAUUUGUAGAUUAAUGGAUAAAACAUGUAUAAUGUUAGAAAUUCAUGAUCGUACACUUUUACCUGAUAUAUUUCAUGAAUUUAAUUUUGUAAGAAGUCGUGCAUUUCCUCAUUUUUUGAAAUAGAAAUGGGAUUGGACACUUGAUGAAGAUUAAAGAUAAAGAAUGGGAGCAAUAUUAGAUGAUCGUGAUCCAUAUGAUUAAGCAUAAUCACCAUUUUCAUUAGCAAUGCUCACUAAAAAAUAAUUAUCAAGUGUAAAGAUAUCUAACAAUUCUCGUAUUGUAGUUGUUGGAGCAUCUGAUACAGGAUUAUCUUUUAUAGAAUCAUUACUUACAAUAAAGGAUAUAAAUUUUACAAAUAUUAUAUUAUUAGCUCCAGGUGGAUUAAUUACAAUGCAUGUUAAACAUGAAUUUGAAAUGUUGAAAUCAAUGAGUACAAAUUAUACAUUGGAAGAGUUGAGAGCAUUAAUGAUUGAUGCAAGAGUAUAAGUAGUAGAUGCUAAAAUGGUUAAAUUAGAUAAAAAAGGAAAUAGAAUUAAAAUUGAUAAAAAUGCAUUUAUUCCAUUUGAUUAUUUAAUAAUAACUGUAGGUUUGAUUGAUACUGAAUUAUAAUCAAGAGAAAAAAUAAGUUUUGGUUUAUCGAAAUCUCCUUAUUAUAAGAAUUCAUAAUUUAUAAAUGGAGUUUAUAGCAUAGAUGAUCCAUAUUUAUAUUCUCAUUUUAAAAGAACAGGAUUUAAAGGAAGUAAUAUUGAUUUGUUAACAAGAAAGAAAAAACCUUAAAAUAUAACAAUUUAUGGUAAUACAUUGACAACAAUAACAUUUAUGAAUGGAUUAUUAAAUAGAGGUGUACAUCCAUCUCGUAUUACUUAUGUGAUGCCACCAAAGACAUUUUAGAAAUAGACUAGAUUUGAGAAUAAUAAAUAGAGAUUAGAAUAAGAAGAUAAGAUGAUAUUUGAUCCAGAUUAAUUUGAAAAUGAGGAAGUUAAAAAUAAAGUAUUUGAUAUAAUGAUGAAUUUGGGAAUAAAAAUUCAUUAUGGAUUUACAUUGUAUGAAUUAAAAGUAGGAAAGGAAGGAUUUGGAUUAAAUAGUGAAGAUAUGUUAUAAGAAGUGAUUUUUAGAAAAUAAGCAGAUAAUUAUGAAGAAUUAAAAAUAGAGAUUUAAAGAAAAGAAUAAGAACUAUAAGAAUUGAAAGAUAAUUCUGAAAAUAAUAUGAGUAAAGAUAUGUAUGGAGAAUAAGAGGAAGGGGAAAAUUAAUUAGAAGUAUUGGCUAGAGAAAUUGAAUAACUCAAAGCAAGUGAAUAUGAUUAUUUAUAAUUGGAUUCAAGAUUCUUUAUUACUAGUGGUUUAAUAGAUAUUGAUAAAGAAAUAUUUAAUAUUAUUCAUGAAAAUGGAUUAGUAUAUAAUGGUAGAUUGAUUGUUAAGAGUAAUUUCCAAACAACUUAAGAAAAUAUAUUUGCUUGUGGUAAGAUAUGUGAGUUUUCUUAAAGAUAUAAACAUCAUUCAGUUGGUAAAAGUUUACGAUUAGAUAAAUAUAAUGGUAGAGAACUUGGUUAAAAAUUAAGUAAAUGCAUUCUAGAAUAAUUAAACUUAAGUUAUUUAACAUCUUAAACUUAUUCAGUAGAUGAACUUCCAUAAUUAUAUAUGCCUAUUGGAUAAGGUGGAAUUGUACCAUACAAACUUUAUUAUUAUUAUAUUAAAAAGAAUGAUUUCUCAAAACCUAAACAAUUAUAAUAAUUACCAACAAAACCUAUAGUUUCUGAUAAUUUCAAAGACUCUAAAGGUCAUUUCUUGUAAUUUGACGUUGACCCUAAUGGACUUAUUGAAAGUCUAACUUAUUUUGGUUCUGAAGCUGUUCAUAUACCAAGUUUAAUACAUUUUAUUGAAUUAUCUGUUAGAUAUCUGAAUAAAUUAGAUUAAAGAGGUAAACUUAUUAAUAAUGUAUCCGAAUUUUUAUCUGAAAAUUGGGCUAUUGCUCUUUAUCAUGAAUGGUUUAGUGAAUUUAGACAUAUUACUAAAAGUGAAAUGCUAAAAAAUGAACUAAUUGAUCAAGUUCUUGAAAAAUCAUAAGAAUAUGCUAGAGAUGGUCGUUAUAUGGAUGAUAAUUUCUUUGAGGAAAUUAAAAAACUUAUCACCAGAGAUAUUGUAGAAAACAUAUAAGUAUUUUUACUUAUUAUUAAUUCUUUAGGAAGGUACCAUCGAAUUUAUAAGAGAAAAUUAGAACCAUUUACCUAUGUACUUUGUACCAAAAAAGAAACUUAAUUGAAAUAUUAUUUGAAAUAAAAUAUUAUGAG
This is a messenger RNA of Paramecium sonneborni, 5023 nucleotides long. Lineage: Eukaryota; Ciliophora; Oligohymenophorea; Peniculida; Parameciidae. The record is from the annotation of a GenBank genome assembly.